AUGCGUCUACCACUUUUCUAUCCAUACGUAUCGUCUUUGCCCAGAAGAGGUAUUAACAUAUAUCCAUAUGUACCUGUCUUUGCCCAGAAGAGGGCUCUACCUUGGCCCGCUGCACGAGCGAAACGUAUUCGAAGAACUAUUACAGAAUUGCGAGGUUUUUAUCCACAACGAGGUGUCCUAAGGAAGAACGAAGAACCACGUGUCAAGCAGUUCUUCAAGACUGUUUUCAAGGUACUUGCUAAAUUAGCAGAACGUCUCCAGAUGGACCUGGUUGAUCUUCUUUCUUUUGCCGAACAUAAUGAUGGUUAUAGUUACAUUCUCACAAUGAUUGAUGUAUUCUCACGUUACGUCUGGGUUAUUCCGCUCAAAGACAAAGAGGGAAGUACGAUUAAUAAGAAAUUAGCAAGACAUGGACUGCUUUAUAUGUGCAUGAUGUUUUAUAGCGAGUUCGAUGAAUUCCAAGUGAGGGGUUCAGUUGUCAUUACAAACUAUUUUGAGCACCAGCGCCGAGAAACUUUUCUACACAGACAGACCAGCAAAAACAACGCCUUCUAA
Molecule: messenger RNA, 555 nt
Organism: Paraglomus brasilianum
Lineage: Eukaryota; Fungi; Glomeromycota; Glomeromycetes; Paraglomerales; Paraglomeraceae
Source: the annotation of a GenBank genome assembly